UCACUUGUCGCUACCAGUAUAAGCCUUAUAAACAUUGUGUAUGUCACAAAAUACCCCCGCUUUUCUUCUAGGUGUAUAGUCAAUCGAUCGCCACUGUUUUGAAUUGAAAAAUUUAUUACCCUGGAUGAUAUUUAUUAAAUAAGAAGACAGCUAAACAUAAAGGGUUAUCGAUAUAACUUCUGUAUAGUAAUCCAACAUUCGAUAACGGAUAUCAAAGUGUUAUGACAGUGUAAAAUUCCUGGGAUUUAAUACUUAUUUCGAUUUGGCAACGGAAAGGUACCAUGAAUUACACCGAAUGUGCACGAGAGUUAAAGGCCAGUAUCCGGGCAGGUCGGGUGAGCGAGUUGCGUGGUCUGCUGGAGCCGUACAGGAGCAGCAAGGAGGUCAAGGAGAUAGACGAAAAGUUUAUGCGCAUGUCCGACCCGCCUAUAGACCCAAUCAACUUUGCCAUCGAGUGCGGCAAAGAAAAAGCGGCCAUUUAUCUCGUGGAAAAGGCCUUCCCGCUCAACCACGUCUUCUGGGAGGAACGCGGCCUGUGCGACGAGUGGUCUUCCAAGGAGCACGGUCCGGACAAGUGCCCGCGUCAGUACGACUGCGGCAAGAACGCCGAGCGGCACGGAAUGGAGCUCCUCAAGCUGAAAAUUGACGCGAUCCGACAGGGCAAGGCGAGGCCCGGGGAGGGCAUAUCCGAGCCGCUCAUUGAAAAGUUUCUCCCGCACACCCCGCCGCCGAAACAGAAUAAACCUCCAUACGAAACGGACGACCAUUCCCGUUUCGUGCCGGAAAAGAAGGAGCCGACACUAGCUAUGGAAGCAAGUGAACUUGUCCAAAAAUUUGGUAUUAAAUACUCGACAAAGAGUGGAGGAACAUUACUUCACCAAACUGUAGAUAAACCGCGUGUUUUCACGUACAUCCUGGCCAACAACGGAGUUCCUAUAAAUGUGCAAGACAAAAAUGGGGACACGGCCCUGCAUCUGGCUGUGCGAGAGGGCAAGAUGGAGAUAGUUGAGGCCCUGGUACAGUGCAGUGCUGACCUCACACUAAGGAAUAAGUUGGGUCAAACACCAGUGGAUGAAGCUGAGGGUCCAAUAAAAACCUUUUUGAGAACAUUUGAGCCAAGUGUGAUAGUGGCAGUGCGUGAUAACCAUUUCAACAUGUUGUACCGACUGUAUAAACGGAGCUGGUGUAAUGUCCACACCAGGGUCAAGGAAGGCAAGUCCCUGCUUGAGUGGACGCGAGAUAAGGCGGAGUCUCUCCCCCUUACAGACGUGAAGCCAAGCCUGAAGAACGAGUACAAGAAGGAGAAAGACACUGCCAAGAAGGCAUUCCAGCUGCUGUCAGACUACAGGCCAACCAGCGAGCUGAUUCAUGCAGUGCUGUGUGAAGAUGCUGAGUUGGCUAGAACAGUUCUGUGGGAAAACCCUGGCCUUUGUGUCAACAACAGAUACAGGGAUCGUAUAGGGAAGACUAUACUCAGCCAUGCAGUAGAGGUGAACAACUACGAGCUUGUGAAACUUCUUGUGGAUAAUGGCGCAAAUGUUGCACAGAUGCGAGUGAGGGAGAAUGAGAAGACCAAUGUCACAAUCCCCUUGUACCAGAAGGCAUUGAGAAGGGAUCUUGAUGUGAACAUUGUUAAACUACUACAGACUGUUCUACAUGAUGACAGGGAACACAGCGAAAAAGAUCAGAAUGGGAACACCCCCCUGCUGCGAGCCAUCGAGGAGGGUGUGGACACACAGACCAUUCAUUGGCUGAUCAAAGUCAGGGGAGGUUACUCAUUGAUGGACAGGAACAAGGAUGGGUUCACUGCACGCGAGCUCGCUCAAAAACGCGGUCGGGACAGCACUGUGAAAAUGAUCGACAGGUACAUAGCAAAAGAGCUUCCUGCAAUAGUCCUAAGAUUAUUCCCAGUGGCCUUCUACCCACAAGAACUGUUAAACAUUGUUGACGAGGAAAAAGAUACCCAGGCUGGUGAAUCUUUGGACCAAAAGUUGGUGAAAAUAGCUGAGAAGCAUAAUGUUAAGACAUGGAUCGACUGUAACCAAACACAGAACCAUGCCAUCAGCCUGUUUGAGGCCUCAGCAAGGGGAGAUGUAGAGAAGGUCAACAAGCUCAAUGAUGCCAGCUACCAGGACAAGAAUGGUUAUACUGCGUUGAUCCGGGCUAUAGCCUUCAACCAAUAUGAGGUGGCCAACCAGUUGUGCAUACUACGACCACCACUCAAGAAGAUCGCUGACAAUUGUAACAGGUAUCCACUGCAUUAUGCCUAUGCCUUGCCUGAGGCCCAGGGCAGACAAUUCAUUCGCCUCAUCUUAGAUAGCGAUGCCAACGAGAUAGAGAACCGAGUAGAUAAGGACGGCCGUGUGGCCGCUAUGUACAAGGACCUGCGAGGCAAUGUGGAGACCCUGCAGAUGCUGUAUGAUGCCAGGACACUAGACGCCUUCGGAAAGCGCGGAGCCCCCCUAGGACCCUGGCCCAAGGACGCCCACACUCUGCCACCUACCAUGACUGAGGAGGAGGCUGAUCGGUUGGCAUAGCAACCAGACCUGUGAUAUAGGGGCUGAAGUGUUUUGACAACCACUAUGGACAGUGGUGACGGAAGUGUGGUAUUGGAGAUCUGUGAUAUUAAAAGACAAGUGUUGUGCUUGCUGUUUUCCUUUUAUUCGGGUGUACUGUAUUACAAUACAAGUUAAAAGUAAUGUUUAUUUACGAUGUUGUGAUAGUUUUAUUAUCUUUUAAUGUUAUUGCAGAAGAUUGUAAAUACAUGUGUUUAGAUCUGAACAUAAUUCCAUUUCAUUUGAUGAAAUUAUUUAUUGAGGUUUUGAUACAGUGAUCAUAUGUGUAGAUCUGGUCAGUAUUCAAAUAACAACCAUGGAUUAACAACCUUUAUUUACGUUGUACUAUGGUUCUUUUCUUUUUGAAAAUGGGUCUUUCAUCAGGCAACCAUGUGCAAAUGUAAGAGACAGAUUAGUUCCUGAUCAGUGUGUGCCAUUUAGUAGGCUGGACUAAAGCUAUGCUGGCCACAUAUGGCAAAAGAUAUUUAAUAUUUAUUUAAAUAUUUUAUAUUUAUUUAUCUAUUUGAGUUUUGUAAAGUAAGAUUACUAUAAUUACGAAUUGUUGAUAUAAUUUGUAAAUCUUUAUAAUUAUUGUAUGUGUUUUUUUAUAAAACGCCGUUAAAAAGAAGUUUUUUUGUAGAAGUAAUGAACAUUUUAUUUAUUCAAAAGCUUUGUUAAAAUAAUGAAGUUGGAUUGUUAAAUGUUCAUUAGUAUUUCAGAGAUCAUGUGACCUCAUUUGUUUUGAAUAGUAUAUUUAGAUGUAACAUUUUGUUAUCAUUAGAAAAUAACAGAUGAGACAUAACAAAUAGUACUAGUAUUUUCAAUUGGUACAGCUUUAUACCAUUUGUAAUUCUGUGGGUUUGUGUGGUUAUAGUCUUACACUAUAGUUCAAGGUAUUUUGUGUCAAUUACAUGUAUUAGUUCACAAAUAAAUUAGAAGUUAUGUAUUUAUACUAUCAUUCAACAUAAUGCAGCCCUUUAAUUGAAGAGAAUUAAAGCUUGUGCCAAUCUUACUAAAACUAAUAGAAAAUACUUUUUUACACUCUAAAGUUGAAAAGGCAAUGUGAAUCAAGCAAAGAUAACGCAAUUUUGACAUAUUAAAGGGUUAUAAUAUUUAUAACAAUUACUCGAGUCAGCAGACAUUGACAGAUUCAGUAAUUCCAGGGCACCAUGUCUACAUAUUUGCAAACCCGGCCCAUGUUUGAUGUGUCCUUCUCUUGGAAAACAGGGCUUAAUGCACGAGCGUAACAAUGACACAAAAGUGCAUCGCCAUUAAAUGGUCUUCUGAAUAGAUGCCCUAUCAUGAUUGGAAGCACAGUCCAACUUGACUUAGUGGUCACCUAAGACGUGGUAACCUGCCUGCAGGGUUCAGUUUAGAUUCAAUGCAACGAAAAUCGUUCUAUAAUGCAUUCUAUAAUACAUCUGAUUAUAACGCUCAUCUGGCUAAAGCGGCGAAAAUACCAGUUUAUUUCACUCAGAAAGCCAGAUUUUAUCUGUGUACAGCGGUCGAGAGGCUGAUAUUUUGAGGUGCAAAAAGUAAACAAAUUAAUAUGAAUUCCUGUCUCUAAUCUCCUACGCUACGUCAGUCUUUACAUCAUUGAAUAAGCCAGGACAAAGUCAAUUGAUCUUUAAUGCUGAUGAGGUGUCAACAAUACAAAUCUGCAUACAAAUGUUUGGAAGGUAUGCUAUUGUUUUCAUGUAAAACUCGUAUAAUAACAAUGCCAUUUUCAAUUAACAAGGGAUAAAAUAAAACCACUUGUUAUCAGCAAGUCCCGGAAAACGAGAUGCUUUUGUGUUUGUUUGAAAGAACAUGCUAAGUGUACAAAUAAAACGUUAUUUGCUUA
Messenger RNA from Dreissena polymorpha, 4398 nucleotides. RefSeq lists its product as uncharacterized. The coding region runs from base 282 to 2537 and encodes 751 amino acids. The record is from RefSeq and is a predicted model, not a curated record. NCBI's taxonomy places the organism in Eukaryota, Metazoa, Mollusca, Bivalvia, Myida, Dreissenidae. Gene Ontology annotation, molecular function: protein binding. The transcript is spliced from 22 exons.